Manis javanica (Malayan pangolin) is the source of this 4542-nucleotide messenger RNA. RefSeq names its product solute carrier family 14 member 2 (gene SLC14A2). The record is from RefSeq and is a predicted model, not a curated record. Gene Ontology annotation, cellular component: membrane. Gene Ontology annotation, molecular function: urea transmembrane transporter activity. Lineage: Eukaryota; Metazoa; Chordata; Mammalia; Pholidota; Manidae. Gene Ontology annotation, biological process: urea transmembrane transport.
AAGGAGAUGUCUGACCCACACAGCAGGCCUCUCCGGGUAGAGCCUCUUUCUAACAAAUACAAACUCUACGAGUCAGAGCCUACCAGCCCUAGCUGGCCCUCCAGCCCCCAGGAUACCCACCCGGCCCUGCCUCUGCUGGAAAUGCCUGAAGAAAAGGAUCUUCAAUCAUCCAGUGAAGACAGCCACAUUGUGAAAAUUGAAAAGCCCACUGAAAGAAGUAAGAGGAGAGAGAGCGGAGCAGCCCGCCAGGGCUCUGCCGGCCCGGGAGGCCUCAGCCUCUUCCAAGCAGUGGGCUACCUCACGGGAGAGAUGAAGGAGUGCAGGAGCUGGCUGAAAGAUAAGGCGCUGGCCCUCCAGUUCACAGACUGGGUGCUGAGGGGCACUGCUCAGGUGAUGUUCGUCAACAACCCCCUCAGUGGGCUCAUCAUCUUCAUAGGGCUCCUGAUCCAGAAUCCCUGGUGGACGAUUGCCGGAGGCCUGGGGGCAGUGGUCUCAACCUUAACUGCUCUUGUCUUGAGCCAGGACAGGUCCGCCAUCGCCUCAGGACUUCACGGCUACAACGGGAUGCUGGUGGGGCUGCUAAUGGCCGUUUUCUCUGAGAAGCUAGACUAUUACUGGUGGCUUCUGUUUCCUGUGACAUUCACAGCCAUGGCCUGCCCAGUUCUCUCCAGUGCCUUGAAUUCCAUCUUCAGCAAGUGGGACCUCCCAGUCUUCACACUGCCCUUCAACAUCGCAGUGACCCUAUACCUGGCGGCCAUGGGCCACUACAAUCUUUUCUUCCCCACAACACUGAUGGAGCCCGUGUCUUCAGUGCCCAACAUCACCUGGACAGAGAUUGAGAUGCCUUUGCUGCUGCAAGCCAUCCCCAUCGGGGUUGGCCAGGUGUACGGCUGCGACAAUCCCUGGACAGGAGGCGUGUUCCUGGUGGCUCUGUUCGUCUCCUCACCGCUCAUCUGCUUACAUGCAGCCAUUGGCUCAAUCGUGGGGAUGUUAGCAGCCCUGACAGUGGCCACACCCUUCAAGACCAUCUACGUGGGCCUCUGGAGCUAUAACUGCGUGCUCUCCUGCAUCGCCAUCGGGGGCAUGUUCUACGCCCUCACCUGGCAGACCCACCUGCUGGCCCUCAUCUGCGCCCUGUUCUGUGCAUACACGGGAGCAGCCCUCUCCAACAUAAUGUCAGUGGUUGGUGUGCCAGCAGGCACCUGGGCCUUCUGCUUCUCUACCCUUAUCUUCCUGCUCCUGACGACCAACAACCCUGCCAUCUACAGGCUCCCACUCAGCAAAGUCACCUACCCAGAGGCCAACCGCACCUACUACCUGACAGUGAAAAGCAGUGAAGAAGAGAAGGCGCCCAGUGGCGGCAGUGGGGAGCAGCCAGCUUUGCCGAGCCCCAAGGCCAAUGAGGGCUCGGGAGCUGUGCUCCCCAAGCCCAGGAGUGUGUUCCACAUCGAGUGGUCAUCCAUUCGCAGGAGGAGCAAAGUGUUUGGAAAAGGCGAGCACCAGGAGAGACAAAUCAAAGACGCUGCUCCCUGUCAAUACAGGAAGCCCACUGUGGAGCUGCUGGAUCUGAACACCAUGGAGGAGAGCUCUGAGAUAAAGGUGGAAACGAACGUUCCCAAGACAUCCUGGAUUCGGAGCUCCAUGGCUGCCAGUGAGAAGAGAGUCAGCAAAGCCCUCGGUUACAUCACGGGAGAGAUGAAGGAGUGCGGAGAGGGCCUCAAAGACAAAUCCCCUGUGUUCCAGUUCCUCGACUGGGUCCUCCGGGGCACGUCUCAGGUGAUGUUCGUGAACAACCCCCUGAGUGGCAUCCUCAUCAUCCUCGGUCUCUUCGUGCAGAACCCCUGGUGGGCCAUCUCAGGCUGCUUGGGCACCGUGGUGUCCACUUUGACAGCCCUCAUCCUGAGCCAGGACAAGUCCGCCAUCGCAGCAGGGCUACACGGCUACAACGGGGUGCUGGUGGGGCUGCUGAUGGCUGUGUUCUCAGACAAAGGCGACUAUUACUGGUGGCUUUUGCUCCCUGUCAUCAUUAUGUCCAUGUCGUGCCCCAUCCUCUCCAGCGCCCUGGGUACCAUCUUCAGCAAGUGGGACCUCCCGGUCUUCACGCUGCCCUUCAAUAUCAUAGUGACCCUGUACCUGGCAGCCACCGGCCACUACAACCUCUUCUUUCCCACGACGCUGCUGCAGCCCGCAUCCUCUGUGCCCAACAUCACCUGGUCAGAGGUCCAAGUGCCCUUGCUUUUGAGAGCCAUCCCCAUUGGCAUCGGCCAAGUGUAUGGCUGCGAUAACCCCUGGACUGGAGGCAUUUUCCUCAUAGCUUUGUUCAUAUCAUCACCUCUUAUUUGUUUGCACGCUGCAGUUGGAUCCACCAUGGGGAUGUUGGCAGCGCUCACUAUCGCAACGCCCUUCGACUCCAUCUACUUUGGCCUGUGUGGCUUCAAUAGCACGCUCGCGUGCAUCGCCAUAGGAGGCAUGUUCUACGUCAUCACCUGGCAGACUCACCUCCUCGCCAUCGCCUGUGCCCUGUUUGCAGCUUACCUGGGCACCGCCCUGGCCAACGUGUUAUCUGUGUUUGGAUUACCACCCUGCACCUGGCCCUUCUGCCUCUCAGCUCUCACCUUCCUGCUCCUGACAACCAACAACCCUGCCAUCUACAGGCUCCCACUCAGCAAAGUCACCUACCCAGAGGCCAACCGCAUCUACUACCUGUCCCAGGAGAAAAACAGAAGAGCAUCGACCAUAACAAAGUACCAGGCCUACGAUGUCUCCUAAAGUGCCCUUUCCAAAACAUGCCCCUGUAAAUUCAGCCUUAGCUGGAUGUCCAGGUGCCCAGGCUGAAGGCCACUCACCCACUCUUUCUGUCUGUGUAAAUAUGUGCCUAGUCAGCAUUUAGGGACCUCUGUGUUCUAAGAUGGACAACACAUCUUUGAUAUGGUUAGUUCAGGCUUUCUAUCCCUAGCUCACUCCAUAAGCACUCCCUCUGAGGGGAAUUAGCUCUCUUCUGCAAAAUAAGCCCUAUCCGUAAAGAGAACCCACCAAGCACUGGGCAUGGCCAUCCAGCUCAGGUAUGCAAUGGAGCAAUGCCCAGUCAGAAAAUGUGCACUAGCCUGGAAGGCCAUGGGAUGGUUCUGCCCCAGCUCUGCCGCUAAUGAACUCUUAACGCAUCCGGUGAGUCCUUCCCUGCUCAGAGCCUCCAUAUCUCACUGGUUUCAUGACAGGGAGGGACUCUAUUGUCCCUUCCACCUCAGAUGUGUCGAUUCUUCCCUCUCUCCCAUAAACUGGCAAAAUCAGCAUGACCAACAGGUAAUUACUUUGAGUUAAGUAAAAGAUGGCAGGGUUACCUGGAGAAGAGGCAGGAAAUUUUUAAUGUUCUAAGGAGAUUUAUUCUUGAAAAAUGAGAAGAUGUUCUCCAGACCUGAGGUUAGAAAUGUAAAUCAACUAUAAAUGCCAAUAUACCUUCCUUUACAUAACAGAAAUAUUUCUGAAAAUGUCAUAAAAUGAAAUCUGAUUUUUUUCAACAUUCAAAUCAUAUUUUAAACCAAUGUGUUUCUUUCUGUAGUAUUCAUAAACAUUCUCUCAUUAUAUGGUUAAGUUUGUAAGUUGGUAUCAGUGUUUUUUUAAAGUGGGGCUCACCUACAUUAUUCACACAUUGCCCAUUUGAGGGCUUUUCCAUGGUCAAGCAUGUGUCUGAAAAGAGUUAAGAAUGGGUAGAAAGUUAUGAGAAGAGUGUGAUUUGCUUCCAGAAAGAAUAAUAUAGAAAUGACUGUGGUGGUUUACUUUUGAGUCAAAAUGCGGGUUGUUAAUAAUGCACCUAACUUUUUAGGGUGAUAGUCUUUCAGUCUUGUACCCCAAAAUUACAAAUCCAAUCCCCCUUGAAUGGCCAGAAACUCUUGUUAUUUCAUUACUCUGGUUAUAGCAUUGAGCUCCUAAACUACAGGACCCCUUUGUGGGAAGCCAUGUAGCUCAGCCUUCCCACCCCUACCCCACUGGACUGGGUUGAACCAGGUAUAGGACCCUCCCAUCCACACACUUCCAGUUUAGCAUGAUGGGGUGAGGGCAUAAGAUGGGGGAAAGAGGCAUGGGGAUGGAGACAGACCCUCUAUAAAUAUAACCAUAGGAAAGAAUUACAUCCGAUCCAAACCUAUUAUCUACAAGAAGCUGGUGUCUACACUUCCCCUUUCUUUCCUUUGUCUGCCCUGAGAGCCCAGCCAUCUUCUGCUAGGCCAAGGGCACUCAGCUGCCUGUUUCUCUUCCAGAUCCUAUCUAGCCAAUUACAACUUCUCCAGGAAAAUGGAACACUUAUUGCGGAAACAAAUCCCCCACAUAGGAAAGGGGAACGAGUCACACUCCAGAGGCUACUUCUGAGUUUGUGAUCACACCUUGAGGCCAAGAAGGUCUCACACUAUAUUUUAAUGACCAUGGAAUUAUUAUUACUCUCUGAAGAAUAAGCAUCCGGGUAUUUCACCAGAAGGCUGUUUAUGCUCACAUCUCACUCAGCUGCCCCAGCACCUCUAAGUGAUGACAUAGAACCUAUUAAAAUACCAU